Sorex fumeus (smoky shrew) is the source of this 4488-nucleotide messenger RNA. It is a transcript of the gene FARP2, whose product is annotated as FERM, ARH/RhoGEF and pleckstrin domain protein 2. Gene Ontology annotation, molecular function: guanyl-nucleotide exchange factor activity. The coding region runs from base 20 to 4357 and encodes 1445 amino acids. Gene Ontology annotation, cellular component: cytoskeleton. Lineage: Eukaryota; Metazoa; Chordata; Mammalia; Eulipotyphla; Soricidae. The record is from RefSeq and is a predicted model, not a curated record. The transcript has 30 exons.
UCCUUGCUCACGCCUGAGGAUGGGGGAGAUCGAAGGCACCUACCGAGCCCUGCAGACGCCGGGAACGCGUCUGGGGGCCCAGACAAUGCCCGGGGUCGUGAGCACCCUGGAGCUGGGCCAGAGUCUCGGCGCACCCCGCGUGUCCACGGCCGCCAGCACGCGGGAGAAGCUCCUUCCUGUGUGCGUGAAGCUGCUGGACGACACCGUGGAGACAUUCGACAUCGAGCCCAAGAGCCACGGCCAGGCGCUGCUGACCGCCCUGUGGACGCGUCUGAACCUGGUGGAAAGCGACUACUUCGGCCUGGAGUUCCAGAAUGUCCCGUCGCACUGGAUUUGGCUCGAACCCACGAAGCCCAUCUCGAGACAGAUCCGAAGGCCGAGGAACACGGUGCUCCACCUGGCGGUGAAGUUCUUCCCGCCCGACCCCGGCCAGCUGCAGGAGGAGUACACCCGGUACUUGUUUGCCUUGCAGCUGAAGCGAGACCUCCUGGAGGGCCGUCUGACGUGUGCGGACACCACCGCCGCACUGCUGACCGCCCAUCUCCUGCAGGCCGAAAUUGGCGAUUAUGAUGAAACCCUGGAUCGAGAACACCUCAAAGGCCACCAGUACCUGCCCAGCCAGGAACGCUCUCUGGAGAAGGUUCUGGAAUUCCAUCGGAAGCACAUGGGCCAGACGCCGGCCGAGUCCGACUUCCAGGUGCUAGAGAUCGCCCGCAAGCUGGAGCUGUAUGGUGUGAGGCUGCACCCCGCCGCCGACCGGGAGGGUGCCAGGAUCAGCCUCGCCGUGUCCCACAUGGGGGUCCUGGUGUUCCAGAGCACAACCAAAAUCAACACUUUCAACUGGUCCAAGGUCCGCAAACUGAGCUUCAAGAGGAAGCGGUUUCUCAUCAAACUCCACCCCGAGGCCCACGGGCCGCACCAGGACACACUGGAGUUCCUGAUGGGGAGCAGAGACGAGUGUAAGAACUUCUGGAAGAUCUGUGUGGAGUAUCACACCUUCUUCCGGCUGCUCGACCAGCCCAAGCCCAGAGCGAAAACCGCCUUCUUCGGCAGAGGCUCCUCCUUCAGAUACAGUGGGCGGACUCAGAAGCAGUUGGUCGACUACGUGAGAGACGGUGGGGUGAAGAGAGUUCCCUACGAAAGGAGACACAGCAAGACACGGCUGUCUGUCCAGGAGCUGCCCCGGCAGGCUCAGGCCCACCAGGGCACUCUGGCCAUAGUGACCAUGCGUGACCGGGCACUGGCCUUAGUGACCACAUGUGACCGGGCGCUGGCCUUAGUGACCACACGUGACCGGGCGCUGGCCUUAGUGACCACACGUGACCGGGCGCUGGCCUUAGUGACCACACGUGACCGGGCACUGGCCUUAGUGACCACAUGUGACCGGGCGCUGGCCUUAGUGACCACAUGUGACCGGGCGCUGGCCUUAGUGACCACACGUGACCGGGCGCUGGCCUUAGUGACCACACUUGACCGGACCACAGCCCUCCCCGAGGCCUCGAGGACGCCUGUGGCCUCCGGCCUCUUCUCCAUCCCUGCGUGCCCCCUGGCCCCCGCUGGCCUGCCCGACUUCAAGGACCACGGCUGUCCCCCAGCGGCGGAGAGGAGUGGAGCUGCCGGCCGGGCCCAGCCCCCCGGCGCCCCCGAGCCACAGCCAGGCCCAGGCGUGGGGGGCGGCCCCGGCUUCACGCUGGCAGGCACCCCCCUGCAGGUGUCCGAGGAGUUCAUAGACGACGACCCGGCCGAAAUCUCGUUCUUUGCCGGCGGCUCCGAGGCGUUCGCCUUCCCCUUUGGCAGCAGGAGUGGCGCCUCUUCGAGGGCCCCGGCCCUGGGCAGCCGCCCUUGCUCUGCGCGGUCCAGCCCGGACAGGUACUCCACGGAGGCCGUGCACCUGGACGCCGACAGCUGCGACUCGGAGGGGGAGCACGCCGCGGACUCCCCGGGCCUCCUGCGGGGGCCGCCCAGCCCCUCGGACACCGGCUCGCUCCGGAACAGCCCGUCCCCGAGCCCGAGCGGCUCCCUGGGCCGGCUGCCGCUCAGCCUGUCCCUGCACACGCCCAGCUCGGCCGGCCAGUCCGAGGCCAGCUCCAUGGCCAACUUCCCCGCCUGCUCCGUGCGCUCCGAGUCCAGCUCCGCCUUCCAGUUCUCCGACAUCGUGGACCAGCUGGAGCAGCUCAGCUGCCCGCCCACGGCGGCCGAGAGCCCCAGCAGCAGCGAGGCCGAUUCCUGGGGCUCCGAGCCCGAGGCCCCGCUGGACAUCAGCCUCUUCCUCGGCCACCGCUUCGCACAGCCCAUGGGCGAGAGGCUGGCCGCCGGCUGGCUGGGCGGCGGCACUAGCGUGGCCCCGGGGGAGUGGUCGGUGGUCAGCCGCCACCACAGGUCUGACCCGACCGACGCCAGGCUCCUCCCUGAGUGCUGUGCGGCCACUGCCCAGUUAGCCCAGGCCGCCUGGCCCGAGGACGGCUCUGGCCUCUUCACCCAUCGCUGCGAGGGCCCAGGAAUGCCGCAGACCCCAGCAGCGUUCACGCCGCGGGCUCCAGUGUGGGACCGAGUGUCAAAAAGGCACGACGGGGAGGACGGCCAGGACAGGCUCCGCGGAGAGCAGCCCCGCGGUGUGCCCAGCGGCUCCGCCUUGCCGGUGCUGUGCUGCCUGUCCCCCCUCAGGGACAGGGUGGCCCAGGAAGGGGGUCCACGCGGCAGCGGGGACCGCCUUUCUGUGGACAGCCCUUGGCCUCCCUCCGCCCGGAAGAGCCCCCCGAGCCUGGGCCCCCUCGAGCAGAGUCCGUCCCCCCUCCUGAGCCCGGGGCUCAGCGAUGCUGGCGGAGCCGGAACAGACAGCGGCGAGGACGAGGCGAGUCCCAAGAGCGUGACAGCGGACGAAGCCCUUUUCAUUGCCAAGGAGAUUCUUGCCACAGAACGAACAUUCCUGAAGGACUUAGAAGUCAUCACUGUGUGGUUCCGCAGUGCCGUGACCCAGGAGGAGGCCAUGCCCACCGAGCUGAUGGCACUGCUCUUCUCCAACAUGGAUCCCAUCUACGAGUUCCACAGAGGCUUCCUGCGUGAGGUGGAGCAGAGACUGGCACUCUGGGAAGGACUUUCCAUCACCCAGGAGACACACAGUCAUCAGCGAAUUGGCGACGUGUUGCUCAGGAACAUGCGUCAGUUAAAGGGACUCACCAGCUACUUCCAAAGGCACGACGAGGUCCUGACGGAACUGGAAAAGGCCACCAAGCGCUUCAAGAAGCUGGAGAUGGUGUCCAAGGAGUUCGAGCUCCAGAAAGUCUGCUACUUGCCUCUCAACAGCUUCCUGCUGAAACCCCUCCAGCGGCUGGUCCACUACCGCCUCCUGCUGGGCCGGCUGUGUGGGUGCUGCCCUCCGGGGCACCACGACUCGGCCGACUGCCAGGCUGCCCUCAAGACCAUCACAGACAUGGCCUCCAGUCUCCGGCCCAGCCUUGAGCGACUAGAGAACCUUCAGAAGCUGACGGAGCUGCAGCGAGACCUGGUUGGUGUCGAGAACCUUGUCAGCCCCGGCAGGGCGCUCAUCCGUGAGGGCAGCCUCUACAAGCUCACCAAGAGGGGCCUGCAGCAGAGGAUGUUCUUUCUGUUCUCCGACGUGCUGCUGUACACGAGCCGAGGCCUCUCGGGCAGCGGCCACUUCCGGACCCGAGGCCUCCUCCCACUUCGAGGCACGCUGGUGGAGGAGAGUGAGAACGAAUGGUCCAUCCCGAACUGCUUCACCAUCUGCACGCCGCAGAAGGCCAUUGUGGUGGCAGCCAGCACUGAGCUGGAGAAGGAAAAGUGGACGCGAGACCUGAACGCCGCCAUCGAGGCUGCCAGCCGCAGCAGAGGGGACGCAGCCCCGGCCCUGCCCGGCACCACGGGCUCUCUUCCCCACGAGCCGUCCGACGCGCUGUCUCCGGAGCACGGCCCCCCGGAGGCGCAGGCCCAGCCCCGGGCCAACACCACGGCGCACGUGUGCUGGUACCGGAUCGCCAGCGUCUCCCGGGCCGACCGCAGCGCUGCCAUGGAGAACCAGCUCUCAGGCUACCUGCUGAGGAAGUUCAAGAACAGCGAAGGCUGGCAAAAGCUCUGGGUGGUCUUCACCGACCUCUGCUUGUUCUUCUACAAAACCCACCAGGACGACCACCCCCUGGCCAGCCUCCCCCUGCUGGGCUACAGAGUGAGUGUGGCCGGAGCUGCCGAUGGCAUCCGCAAGGAGCACGUCUUCAAGCUGCAGUUCAAGGGCCACGUCUACUUCUUCCGGGCCGAGAACACGUACACGUUCAGGAGGUGGAUGGAGGUCAUCGAGACGGCCAGCAGUGCUCCCGGGGAGGCUGGGGCCCCCCCAGACUGACCCGCCUAGACGAGGACGAGGGUGACCGAGGAAGCAGGGCGGAGCCCCUCGCCUGAGUCCCCCAGAGCGUGCGGUGACCUGAGGGCAGGACUGGGGACCCGGAGGGAGGAGACACGCAGAAGGGCGGUGCU